AGUUAGCUUUUUAGAGUGUGUGUGUGUGUGUGUGUGUGUGUGAUAUAGUGCAGUCAUGGAACUGGAGCAUUUAAGCGGUGGUGGGGUUAAACCCAAGAGGGGCAACAGUGUUCUCUACAGGAUAGCACUGGCCAUGUGUGUGUGUCUCUGUGCCGUUCUGCUGCUUGCACUCAUACUGGUCUCUCAAAAGUCUAGUCAGGAGGAAUUCUGUCUGAGCCCAGAAUGCAUUGAAGCAGCGGGGUCUAUUCUGAGUAAAAUGGAUCGGUCCGUGAAUCCCUGCGAGGACUUUUAUACUUUCUCCUGUGGCGGUUGGCUGAAGGACAAUCCGAUCCCUGAAGAUUCCUCCUCGUAUGGUAUCUACCCCUGGCUGCGGCAGCAUGUAGACAUCCGACUCAAAGAGUUACUAGAAGCUCCUUUGGAGCCUGAAGAACUGGAGGCUGUGACCAAGGCGAAGAUCCUCUACCGCUCCUGUAUGAAUGAGACUAUACUGGAACAGAUGGACUCCAAACCAAUGCUGAAAACACUUAAACGGCCUGAGUUUCGGUGGCCCGUUGUGGGGGAUGGGCUCGGCGGGGAUUAUCAGUGGUCGGCUGGGCAGUGGAGUCUCCUGACAACUCUGGCAGAGAUGAGGAACCAGCACAGCAAGAGUGUCUUGAUCCGCCUGUACGUGUCCCCUGAUGACAAAAACUCCUCGCACUACAUCAUCAAGCUCGAUCAGGCGUCCUUGUCUCUACCCUCCAGGGAGGACUACAUCACCAACACUUCCUCUGCUCAGGCGUAUCGUGCAGCCUUGUUGAGUUUGAUGGUUGAUAUCGCCGUCAUGCUGGGCGCUCCAGAGAAAGCAGCACUGACCCAGAUGGAAAAAGCCCUCGCCUUCGAGACCAAACUGGCUCAUAUCCUGAUUCCCUAUGAAAACCGCACCAGUGAGAACAUGUACAACAGAUUCUCACUCUCUCGUCUGCAGCGCCUCAUACCACAGUUUGAUUGGCUGAGUUUUGUAAAAGCUGUGGUGGAGUCCAAAGCCGACCCGGCCCGCUCUAUCUCCUCCUCUGAGCCCAUCAUCGUCCGAGCUCCGCAGUACUUCAAGGAACUUUUCAAACUCAUUUCCAACACAGAUCCCAGGACUGUAGCUAACUACGUACAGUGGAGGACAGUUUUCUCCAGGAUCACCACUCUGAGCCGUCGUUUCCUUUACAGAUACCUGGACUAUGCUCGGGUAACCACAGGAACCACCUCUCUGACCCCGCGCUGGGAUAAGUGUGUAAACUACGUCGAGAACUCGCUUAUUUAUGCCACCGGGCGCCUCUUUGUCAACACGCACUUCCAGGAGGACAAGAAGCACAUGAUGGAGGAGCUGAUCGGGGGCGUUCGCUGGGCGUUUAUUGACAUGCUGGAGAAGGAGAAUGACUGGAUGGAUCAACCAACGAAGAAGAGAGCCAUAGAGAAGGCUCAUGCAGUCCUGGCGAAGGUUGGCUACCCCGAGUUUAUUCUGAACGACACCUACCUCAAUGAAGAUUUAAAGCAGCUAGAGUUCAAUGAGAAGGACUACUACGGGAACGUGAUGCAGACGCUGAAGUUCAUCGGCCAGUCUGAUAUCGCCUGGCUCCGAAAGAGCGUCCCACGUACAGAGUGGUUUACUAACCCAACAACUGUGAACGCCUUCUACAGUUCCUCCACGAAUCAAAUCAGAUUCCCUGCUGGAGAGCUUCAAAAACCGUUCUUUUGGGGAAGAGAGUAUCCAAGAUCUUUAAGCUACGGUGCCAUCGGGGUGAUAGUAGGACACGAGUUAACACACGGCUUUGACAAUAACGGCCGCAAGUAUGACAGUAAUGGCAACCUCGACCAGUGGUGGAGCAACUCGUCUGUGACAGCCUUCAAUGAGAAGACCCAGUGUAUGAUCGACCAGUAUAACGGCUACCACUGGGAGGAGGCAGGCCUAAAUGUGCGGGGCAAGAGGACUCUGGCAGAAAACAUUGCAGACAAUGGAGGAAUAAGAGAGGCUUUCAGGGCGUACAGGCGGUGGGUAGAUGAGAACCGAGCUGGUGUUGAGGAGCCUCAGCUGCCUGGAGUGGGACUGAACAACAACCAACUUUUCUUCCUGAGCUAUGCACAUGUGAGAUGUAACUCGUAUAGACCAGAAGCAGCCAGGGACCAGAUCCAGAGUGGAGCUCACAGUCCACCAAAAUACAGAGUUAUCGGAGCAAUGAGCAACUAUGAAGAGUUUCGGAAAGCGUUCAACUGUCCUGAGUCGUCGGUUAUGAACCGAGGUGCACAAUCCUGUCGGGUGUGGUGACCUUUGACCUCAGCUUUACCCUGAAGCAGACCAGGGCUGUCAGCAGGACAUCUGUUGAAAAGGCUGAUAAUGCUGGACUUAGCCAACAUAGUUGUGAUGUGGUAACGAUGAAGCAAAAAUAAAGCGCAGUUGUUCUCACAGAAAAAAAACACAGCCUAACAGGUCAGGGUUAGAGCCGUUUUGAUGGGGUUUUUUAGAUUGUUGCUUCAACAAGUUUUAUUGUUCCAGUUUUUCCAUAGGUACAUUUACUGCGCAUAUGUUUCAAUUACUGCAUAAAUUCCAACUGAAGCAGUUUGCAAGGACCAUAAUUUAUGGGUUUUAGAAAUGUUGGAAAAAAUUUCUGCAACGGCCUUAUAUGUAGAUUUACGUGUGACUUGAUAAAGGUAGAACCAUUCUUAUGGGAAUAAAAAAACAUAUAUAGAUAUAUUGAAGUAAAGGAAUAAUGACUAGAUUUUUUUAUAUAGGAACCUAUAUUUAAAAUUUUAUGCUAACUGUUAGGUCAGUUUCUGUGUAUAUUAACUAGUAGCCCAAACACCCAAAACCAAAGUUAAUUCAUUUAUGUUUGAGCAUAAAUACGAGUGAAAAAUGCACACAAGAAUACACACAAAAAAAAUUCAAAUUAGACAUUUACAGUUCAAUUGUAUCUCAUAGUCUUGAAACCUAGUUUAUCCUCUUUUUUUGUGGAAACAAUCGUGAAAUUCGUACCAUAAUUUUAAACUUACAGAGCAGCACAACAAGCUGAAUGAUAUCAACCUGCUGGCGUAUUUUUAAGAAUUAAUAUCCUCCUUUGAAAAGUCCUGUCUUGGUUUCUGUCUCACUUUGUUUCAGUCUCAGACAUUUAUUUGCAUUCUCCAGUUGAGCCUGAGGCAAAUGAAUUACAAGCACUCAAACUACAAGAUGCACUCUCUCCAUGUGUCUUUCUGUCUCCUUUAUUGAGCUGCACUGCUGAGGUGCACUCACAUAUCAGCUGGUUGGUAGUAUUUUGGUGCUGUGGAAUAAAGGGAGUAUUUUACGUGACAGAAUUUUUUUUCUUCAGAUUUUCAGUUAGUCACAAAAUGUGAGGUUAUAUGAUAUCGUAUUGUUUAUGAGGAGUAAUCAUUAAAAGAUAACUGUUAUUCUUAAAUGUUCAGGUUUUGUCUAAGUGAUUGUAAUGGUUGUGAUAAAAAAAAACAGAAUUUUCUUUUUUUCAUAUUUAUCUAGUUAUCUUCUUAUUUUGCUUUUUGAAACACUCUUAUAUGUAGUUUAGACACAAACUGAUUCCUCUUGUGCCUCAAUUGAUCUUCAUUAGUUUGAACUUACUCUAGUAACUGUUUACUGAGUGAAGAUAGACACUUAAUUAAUAUAAAAAGGUUGUACAAAACAAACCAGCUGUUACAACUAAUGUUUACAUAAGAACUAGCUAACUGCCAGGUGUAACUGUUAUGUAGCUAACUUAACUAGCUAGACUAACUGCCAAAGCUAGCGUUAGCUUUGUUAGCUACUAUUCAAACCAGCUGUUAGUUAAUAUUUACAACUGAUGUUGACAUAAGAACUCACUAAGAACUACCUGCCAGGCGUAACUGUUACGUAGCUAACUUAACGAGCUAGAUUAAUGGACAAAGCUAAUGCUAGCUUGCUGAUAUGUGAUCCAUCCGUAAGCAAAGAGUAAAAGAGGUAAUGGGGUAAUGCUGACAACUCUGACACUUGAUAAAAUGCAGUUUAAUAAUGUUGUUAAACUGGUAAGAUUGUAAAUGAAAUUUCACAUAAAUAUACAGCUCAAGUUACGAGGCAUUACACGAACAAUGCUUCCUGUUGACAUGGCUGAAGCUGCUUUUGAUUGGACAGUGCUACAGGUGUUCCCUUGCACCUGUUUUACACCAUAACUGAAGUUUUUACUUGCUAAGAUAUGGCAGAAGUUUUGUUGGAACAACCUGAUUUAGUAAGUCAGCAGUUUUAAAACUACGUGGUUGUUACCAAGAACUAAGGAAUUCUUACGCAAAAAACAAGUAAUGGACCUGCAAUUAGCUGGCACAGCAAAACUCUGAUUUGUUAAUGAGGGCAGCACUCCUCCUAUCUACUGUAUAUACUAUGGUAAUGACUUUAUGUGAAAACUGGAUCUCUAGUCUACCAAACCUAUUGAUCUUUUUAAAAUUAUUAUUAUUAAGAUAUAUUUUCAAUAGAAUUAAGAGGAAAGUUCUGAAAUAAUAUCCAACAUAGAAACUUAAUAUCAAAUCAAGCAUUUUUUUAACAUCACCAGUGGAUAAUUAUUGAGGUUCCUUAAUGUGUUUCAUGUAUUUUUGCUAUUAAUAGUCAGGCUGCAUCUAACUGUUAUCUUCAUUAUCGACUAAUCUGCCUAUUGUUUGUACAGUUUUCUCGAAAUAAAUGUACAAAAAAUUGCCAUCAUAAUUUACCAGAGCCAAAUAUGAAGUCAUCAGAUGUCUGUUUUUGUUCGACCAACUAUUUAAAACCCAAAAUGUCCACUUUCAGUUCACAAAGAUAACAAACCAUCUAACAAAUGAAAUUCAGACAUUUUGAGAAACUGAAAAUUGUUAAAUCACUACAACAGUAAAUGAUCAUCAAGAUUGCAUUCAUGAGUAAUUUUUGUCAAGUUUGUUAUUUGUUUCAGUCUUACAAAAUAGCAUCACUCUAAUCACCCAGUGAAGUUUAUUCUGAAAUGCUGAAGAAUCCACAUCAGAAAGUAUUAAAUCUAAACCACUGUAUGUUACGAACGUUUAGUCUAUUUACAUGUUAUUAUCAGCAAGUGUUUGUCUGUAACUUAAUGGGAUGAAUUACUGCUUUUCCAUCGUUAUAUUGAAUAUUUGUAUCUGUGAUUAUGGUUCACUGUGUUGCUGUUUUUGGUUGUGCUUCUUUCUGUCAGGUUUUAAUAAAACUCUGAG
Messenger RNA from Chelmon rostratus (copperband butterflyfish), 5169 nucleotides. RefSeq names its product phosphate regulating endopeptidase homolog, X-linked (gene phex). The transcript has 22 exons. The record is from RefSeq and is a predicted model, not a curated record. Gene Ontology annotation, molecular function: metalloendopeptidase activity. NCBI's taxonomy places the organism in Eukaryota, Metazoa, Chordata, Actinopteri, Chaetodontiformes, Chaetodontidae. Gene Ontology annotation, cellular component: plasma membrane. Gene Ontology annotation, biological process: protein processing. Bases 56 to 2293 code for a protein of 745 amino acids.